This is a messenger RNA of Acipenser ruthenus (sterlet), 3861 nucleotides long. Its product is annotated as transcription factor-like 5 protein. Gene Ontology annotation, molecular function: RNA polymerase II cis-regulatory region sequence-specific DNA binding; DNA-binding transcription factor activity, RNA polymerase II-specific; protein dimerization activity. The coding region runs from base 858 to 2396 and encodes 512 amino acids. The transcript has 6 exons. Lineage: Eukaryota; Metazoa; Chordata; Actinopteri; Acipenseriformes; Acipenseridae. The record is from RefSeq and is a predicted model, not a curated record. Gene Ontology annotation, cellular component: nucleus. Gene Ontology annotation, biological process: spermatogenesis; regulation of DNA-templated transcription.
GAGACUCGUAUACCCCGCCCCUUCGCUUGAACGUCGCCUUGUGCGCUUAAUUUCGCGUCAUGACGUCUGGAACACGGCUGGUGACAGUUGGCGAAUUUGAGGGUCUUGCUUAAGAGGGGACUACUAGAGCAAAGUUUUGAAUUAAUGUUCUAAAAUAUUUACUUUAUUGAUAAACAUGUGUAACCCGUCGCAGCGAGAGUUGAAAUAAUUGAUUUCAGACACUGAUUUGUUUUGUUUUGUAAUGGGAGAGAGAAAGCUAGAGUGACAGGGAAUAUUGCGCGCUAGAAGAUAUUCUAGAUAUUUUCUGGGUACAUGUUAAGCGCAAUAAAAACUCAUUAAUUAGACCAUUAAUCAAAGGGUUUAAUUUACAAUAGUACAGGAGAAUCGUUUUGAAUACCGUACAUAUCGUUGUGUUUGGGUAGAGCCGGACGAACAGAUUGCUUUUUCAGUGCGCGAGGGCAGAAGCUGUCAGAGCGCGAAAUCCUGAGGGCUCGAGAGCAACUGGUAAAAAAUUGACAAAUUAUUUUUGUUAAAUGAUUAAUAUUCCUGUUACAUGUUACUAGUUUCUAAAAUAUAUAUCAUUGGCCAAUUGUUGCAUAUAUAAUAGCAUUUAUCGGAAACGAAUUUAUUAAUUUAAAAUUAUUAUUUACCAUACAUACAAAGUGAAUAAUUUAUAACUAAACGAUCGGGAUAACCGUUACCUGUUAAUGUGAGACGCACUGUAUUCUUUUUAUACAUGUCGGAUAAAUAAAGGUAACUACAAGAUAUUUAGUUACAAUUAUAAAAUUUAGUGCAUUGAUCUUUGUGUAGAGAGGAGAGUUAAAUCUGUGUUUCUGACAAUUCACUCUUUGGUGACCAUGUCCGAAAUGUGUAAAAUCCAGCCACAGACGCCUCCGUCCGAGAACUGUUCCUCAAAUCCCGAUCAAGCAACUGUUGCUCACAGCGAGUCUACCUUGACGAGCGAGCAAGGACUGACAUUUAGCACAGACCUCAAUCUGGUGGAGAUGACUGAGGUGGAAUAUACUCAACUUCAGCACAUUAUCUAUUCACAAAUGGAGGCACAGGUUGAGCAGGAGGAAGCUGUUGAAUCGAGGUUAAACCCCGGCGUUUAUACAACAAGCAGUCCUUCAAACCAGACUGUCUGCCAGCCCCCUAACCCACAGCAUUUGGAGUAUCCAACAGCAAACCCUGUGAAUCCCUCUGUAUACUGCACUAGUAGCAACCAGCCAGACCUCGCUGCAGAUGCCCGCUUUAUCACUGCCAACACAAAUCAUGGACAUGUAGACUUUCAAGAAUUUAAAAUGAUUUUGAUGAGUGAUCCAUCGCUCAAUAACGCUGUAUUAACAGAAAAGACCCCUACUAACUGUGGCGAAGCACCGGGGACCAAUUUAGCUAAAGCAAGGCAUGCUGAAGAUAUGUGUAGAGAACACAGAGAUUUUCCAAUUGAAAACGCCAAAGCAACCGCUGAAUCGAGACCUAAUCCUGCAGCCCGAGUUCGACUGGAGAAGAGAUUUAAUUAUAACCCUUCUGAAGUUUCCAGACACCAAGAGCCAUCAUCGGCAGCCUUAAGCAAUUUUUUAACAUUGCUUCAUCAACCUUCGGAGCUGCUUGGGGUAUCUCUUCAGUCACAGCCAAACAAAUGCAACACGAUGUCAAAGAACAAGACAGCUCCAACUUCUACCACUGUAGAAUUUAGUCACCCACUGUUUGGUGCUAAUAUGUGUAAUUCAGUUGGCAGCUUUAAUACCACAAAUGCACAGAACAUCGGAAGUCUGUCUCAGAUGUUGGAGUCUGCUAAACACCAUGAGCUUGUGAUUCCCAGAAACUUCACUUUCAGUUAUCAGCAAGAAACAGAACCUGCAAAGAAAACAGUGGCGAAUCAAACCCAACAAGUCCUUGAGCACGUUUGGGUUAAACUAGAAGAAGAAACUUCACAUAAACAUACAGCAAACAAACGCACCAGAACCAGAGGACGGCAGGCAGACACAGAGCGGAGAGCUCUCACUGAUAUUCAAAAUGUACCAGCCAGCCAGCUUACCAGAGCGGCCACCUACACUCGGAAGAAAAGCAUCCUGGAGGGAGAGAAUUCACAGCGCAGAGAGAGACACAAUUGCAUGGAGCGAGACAGGAGACGGAGAAUUCGCAUUUGCUGUGAUGAACUCAAUAUGCUGGUUCCAUUUUGCACCUCUGAGACUGACAAAGCUACAACACUGCAGUGGACAACAGCAUUUCUCAAGUACAUUCAUGAAAUACACGGAGACAGUCUUAAAAGGGAGUUUGAGGGUGUUUUUUGUGGGAAGACUGGGAAGCGCAUGAAGCUUGGUAGAGCUGAACAAUUUGUGACUUAUGGAGAACAAGGGAAUUCACUGAGCAAUGCAGCAACAGAGCAAAAAUGAUACAUCUAUAAAUAUAUACGCCAUAUAUGUGAAUAUAUGAUUUUUGAAACAAAAUAGUAAAGUUAACAUAAGGGCAACAUAUCUCCUUCCUCAUGCUUAUUGUUUUAUGCUUCAUGUGGAGGCUGUGCCUAGACUAGUCUAUUCUGAACCACAUAGUUUGAACUUUUAGCCAGCUGUUAUAGCAUGUUUGCUGGGCCACUGAAUGGUUUUAAAAAUUGUAGAAGAAAUCAUUUAUUCCUGCAUCCCUUCUGUACCCAUCUGUAAAUUAUAUACAGCCACAAGAAAGUAGCACAAGCAAAUUAUCUUUAUACUUUUUUUUUUUUCUUUUAAACGUUUAUCAAAGGCAAAUUUCUUGCUUUAAGCUGUACACAGCGUGGUCUGUUUUUAUUUAUUUUUUGUAUUGUGGUAAAACAGUGGCACUGAUCCUAAUAACUCAAGUCUAAAAUGUUCAUGUGCCCUUCCAUAAAUGGAAGAGGAUGUCCUUUAUUUAAUAAACCUGUUUCUCAUUCACAAUUUGGUGAGACUGCUCAAAACUAUACUGUGCCUAUCUAAAAUAAAAUUAAAUGCUGGGUUUUAAACCCUUCAGAGGUGUCACUGUUUCUUCGCGAUUGUUUUACAUGGCAUAUACAACAUGGAUUUCUAAAAAUAAGUAGAUGGCUUCAAAAAUAUAUGAAACUGACACUUUUAAUCUACUGUGUACAGUUUAUUGGUGGAAACAAAUUCAGUGCAUGUUAUCUUUUUAAUAAAGAAGCCACAUUCAGUUGGUUAAUUGUACUAUAUUGUAUGUAGUGAUUUAAAUAAAACAAAUCAUUACCUGUACCUUAGUUCAGUGUGGGAUAAAAUGUGUGUUUUGGAUUUGUUAUUUUUUGUUUUAAACUAUCAAUAGUGUGGCAGCACAAACAGUAUGAUGCUAUGUUCUCAUACUAGAAUGUUUUUUUUAAUGUUGCAUGCUUUUCAUUUAACCGUAUUUACAUUGAAAAAUAAAAUAAAAACUCAACACAGCUGUUUUCCUGUUUGCUUGUUAAGUGUAAGUGUGGAAAUUCCAUUUAUAACUUGCAAAUUCAUUGACUUUUAUUGAUGUUUGGAACAGAGUAAUGUUUUACUGAAAAGUGGCUUUAUUCAUUAUUUCUUACAACAUAUGAUGCUAUAGAGCUUUACUGUACAUACAGUCACCCACAGAUAAUAAAUACUAUUUAAAAUCAUGUAUAUUUAAUAGUUACAGAACCAUUGCAUAGUGGAUGUGGAGUUUAAUUUGCCUAGAUGAAUAACACUUAAAGAAGAUUAAACAAAUUAACAUGUAAAAAAAUGAAUAGUAAAAUUUGCUGCAGCAUCCACACACAUUUUUAAUGUUUUUAUUUCUUUACAUGUUUAAAAGGGAGAUUUGUUGCAGUAUUAAACAAAAAAUGAAAAAUAAAAACAUCAGGGGUUGUUACAAAAAAAAAAAAGAAAAUGGUCAGAAUGUCAA